Molecule: messenger RNA, 1212 nt
Organism: Rubroshorea leprosula
Lineage: Eukaryota; Viridiplantae; Streptophyta; Magnoliopsida; Malvales; Dipterocarpaceae
Source: the annotation of a GenBank genome assembly
GGUUCAAUCACUAAAAUCGUGGACCGGAGGUCAAAACGAUUUGACCUCCUGUUCGGUUUUGAAAACAAUGGAUCUGAGUUACCCCGCGAGUAAUGUGCUCGAUGAAAAUUUGGAGCAGUGGCCUCAUCUGAACGAACUGCUUCAGUGCUACACCAGUGACUGGGUGAAAGAUGGGAGCAAGUAUGAGCAUUAUGAAAGUGUCAGUCCUCCUCACUUUAACAAUCAAAUAUUUGAGGGACCCGAUACUGAUAUCCAGACUGAAAUGAACCUUGCAAAUGCAAGGCGAACCAAGGCUGAAGAUGCUACUGAUGAUGACACCCCAAGUACCUCUGAACGACAAUUUGCAGACUCUCAUGUUUCUCAGGGAUUCGACUACGAGCUGCAGGGAAUCUUGACCGUAUUCAGUAGUAUUCAUCUCUCAAAUAACAUGUUUGAGGGAGAAAUUCCAGAUGUUAUUGGAAACCUUAGUUCUCUCAAAGGGCUUAAUCUUUCUCAUAACAACCUUACUGGUCAUAUCCCACCGUCACUAGGGAAUUUGAUGAAUCUGGAAUGGUUGGAUCUCUCUUCCAACAAGCUGGCAGGGAAAAUUCCUGAUGAAUUGGUAUAUUUGACACAACUCUCUGUAUUGAAUCUUUCAAAUAAUCAUCUUGUCGGGCGCAUACCACUGGGCAGUCAGUUCAACACCUUUGGAAAUGGUUCUUAUGAAGGAAACCUUGGACUGUGUGGAUUCCCAUUGUCAAAAUCUUGUGAUGGAAUUGGGACACCGCCGAGCUCCUUCCAUGAAAAAGAUGAGUUGUGGAGAUUUGGCUGGAGGGUUGUGGUGUUAGGCUAUGGAUGUGGAGUUGUUUUUGGACUGCUGAUGGGAUAUCUUGUCUUCCGAGCAGGAAAACCAAAAUGGUUUGUGUCUUUGUUUGAUGGCCGACCAAGUCAAAGUGGAAGGAAGAUGAGGAAAGCCAGAAGACUUGUUCAAAGAAGAAGCUAAGUGCUUUUCGGGUUUGAAGUUCUUGUUAUGGCUGGGAUUGGCUUGUCUAAAAUUGUCAACCUUCUCGUCUUUAUUAUGCUUUGUAAUUUUGUCUUUCUUUAUUACAAAAUAUAUUGAGAAAGUGUUUUACAAUCCCUCUCUCCCACUGGCUUAUGAAAUGAUAGCAAACUGGUAGCGAAGAUAUGCUACCAGUUUUCGUUCUUUACUUCAUAUAAAAAUUCUUGCCUCAC